AUGGACCAGCCUAUGCAUAGGUUUAAGUGUAAAAAAUUGGCUGACGCCGCGGGCAUUGCGAAUGCCAAAAGGAGACGACCCAUUGCUGCCGUUUCGGAAGCCGGUUCAAGUGACAGUUUUAUUGUUGAGGCUAAUCAGUCUUGCGGAACACAUGAACACAACAAUGUCACUGGUUGGUCCAGUAACCAAUGGCUGGGGGCAGAAAACCACCUUCGUGGAGUGUGUUUUUUUGGGUGCAGAGGCCCUCUGGUCAGCGGUGGAGCGUAA
This is a messenger RNA of Protopolystoma xenopodis, 267 nucleotides long. The record is from the annotation of a GenBank genome assembly. NCBI's taxonomy places the organism in Eukaryota, Metazoa, Platyhelminthes, Monogenea, Polystomatidea, Polystomatidae.